This is a messenger RNA of Aphis gossypii (cotton aphid), 1423 nucleotides long. RefSeq names its product tryptophan--tRNA ligase, cytoplasmic-like. NCBI's taxonomy places the organism in Eukaryota, Metazoa, Arthropoda, Insecta, Hemiptera, Aphididae. The record is from RefSeq and is a predicted model, not a curated record. Gene Ontology annotation, biological process: tryptophanyl-tRNA aminoacylation. Gene Ontology annotation, molecular function: ATP binding; tryptophan-tRNA ligase activity. The coding region runs from base 102 to 1313 and encodes 403 amino acids. Gene Ontology annotation, cellular component: cytoplasm. The transcript has 7 exons.
AUAGAUACUAGAUACCUACAUUAUAGUGCAUAACCAAACAUUUUGUGCAUAGGAUAGCGGGUUAUGAUUUCCUAUUAAGUACAUUUUACUUACGUUUGAAAAUGGCUUCUUCCCUAGAAAACUUGUCAUUGCAAUCUAAAGAAGACAACAACGAAGACGAUGUGGUAGACCCGUGGAAUGUUAGUUCAAAAAACAAAACAGGAAUCGACUAUAACAAACUCAUCAGAAGAUUUGGUAGUAGUAAAAUUGAUGACGAAUUAUUAAUGAGGAUUGAGGCCGCUACUAAAAAACCAGUUCACCAUUUCUUAAAGAGAGGAAUAUUUUUUUCACAUCGAGAUUUACACAGUAUUUUAAACUUAUAUGAACAAGGAAAACCUUUUUAUUUAUAUACAGGAAGAGGACCUUCUUCAAGUUCUCUACAUAUUGGACAUUUGGUUCCAUUUAUAUUUACAAAAUGGCUACAAGAUGUUUUUAAUGUUCCUCUUAUUAUACAGUUAACUGAUGAUGAAAAAUUCUUGUGGAAAGAUUUAAAAUUAGAAGAAGCAAAGGCAUUGUCUGUUGAAAAUGCUAAAGAUAUAAUAGCAUGCGGAUUUGACAAAAAGAACACUUUUAUAUUUUCAAAUUUACAGUUCAUGGGUGAAUGUCCAUCUUUUUAUGGUAAUGUACUAAGAAUUCAAAAAAGUGUUACAUUCAAUCAAGUAAAAGGUAUAUUUGGAUUUGGAGAUAGUGAUGUAAUUGGAAAAAUUGCAUUCCCUGCUGUUCAAGCUGCUCCUUGUUUGUCUUCGACAUUUCCAUUUAUAUUUGGAAAUGAAAAAGUUCCUUGUUUGGUUCCAUGUGCUAUUGAUCAAGAUCCAUAUUUUCGAAUGACAAGAGAUGUUGCGCCUAAACUUGGAUACUUAAAACCUGCUUUAAUACAUUCAUCGUUUUUACCAUCUUUGCAAGGGGCUGACACUAAAAUGUCAGCAAGUGAUUUGAAUUCUUCUAUCUAUUUGAAAGACACUCCUAAGGAAAUAAAAAAUAAAAUAAACAAGUAUGCAUUUUCUGGAGGUCGAGAAACAGUUGAAAUGCACCGCGAAAAGGGUGGUGAUUGUAAUGUAGAUAUAUCAUAUCAGUAUUUGAAAUAUUUUCUAGAAAGCGAUGAAGAAUUAAUUAAAAUUGAAAAAGCUUAUACUUCUGGAAAUAUGUUGACUGGAGAAUUAAAAAAAAUAUUGAUUGAAUCUAUUUCAAAAAUUGUGAAGGAACACCAAACAAACAGAAGUAAAAUUACAGAUGACGAUGUCAAAGAAUUCAUGACUCCAAGAAAAUUAACAUAAACAACUAUGAUAAAAAUACAAUUAAUUAAUAUAGCAUUUAUAUAUUGUAAACAUGUAUUUAUUAUAUUAAAACUAAAAUACAAUAAUAUAAAUAUUAUAUGAAAAUAUUA